Molecule: messenger RNA, 936 nt
Organism: Rhodotorula graminis WP1
Lineage: Eukaryota; Fungi; Basidiomycota; Microbotryomycetes; Sporidiobolales; Sporidiobolaceae
Exons: 5
Coding region: 34-936 (300 amino acids)
Source: RefSeq, a predicted model, not a curated record
CGCGUCGCUCUCGUGACCAAGCCCGCUUUUGCCAUGAGCUCCUCUGCCACUUCCAGCAACGACAAGGCGGGCCUCGUCAAGCGCCAGCUCGACAAGGGCCUCGAGGCCGCAAAGGCCGACAUCAAGAGCGUCUCGUCCGAGGGCAUCGCCGCCGCCCAGUCGGGAGCCUACGUGUACCCCUUCUACGGCAUCGUCUACUUUGCGCGUCACCCAAAGCUCCUCGAGUCGCUCAAGCCGCUCAUGGUCCGCAGCCUGAGCAUCUCGCUCGUCACCGUGUCGUUCAUGGCCACGUUCGCCUACCUCCCGCAAGUCGCCGUCCUCGCCGUCGUCUCGGGCCCGCUCGCCUUCUUCGCCGCCGUUCCACUCGUCCUCGCCGAGGCCUACUUCAUCAUCCUGUUCCUCCACCGCACCUUCCUCACGCCGGCCGUCUCGGAGCGCAUCUUUGACGCCGUCCUCGUCCAAAAGGGCCACGCCGCCCUCGUCGAGAAGGGCCGCGCGCUCGACAAGCGCGGCGGCAGCGUCACGCUCGGCAAGAGCCUCCUGAGCCCGGUCAGCCGCAAAUUCUCGGCCCAGGGCCUCGUGCGGUACCUCGUCACGCUCCCGCUCAACCUCGUCCCCGGUGUCGGCACGGCCGUCUUCCUCCUCCUCAACGGUCGCAAGGCGGGCCCCGCCGCCCACGACCGCUACUUCCAGCUCAAGAAGCUCGACAAGCAGUCGCGCCAGAGCUUUGUCGAGAAGCGCUCGGGCGCCUACACCUCCUUUGGCGCCGCCUCGAUCCUCCUCGGCCUCAUCCCCGUCUUUGGCCCCGUCACGGCCUUCACGUCGGCCGCCGGCGCCGCCCUGUGGGCCGCCGACCUCGAGAAGCGCAACGCGGGCGGUGAGGCUGGCGGCGAGGACCAGAACAUUGACGUCGGCGUCGGGCACGUCGAGCUCUGA